AUGAAUAUUUCUUUUAUUUUUUAUAAAUUAAUUACAUACUUAUUAUAUGUUGGAUUUUUAAAUUCUCAAUUAAUAAGCACAAAUUCUUCAAAAAGUAGUAACUUACAAAAUUCUUAUAAUCAUACAAAAAGUUCACUUAAUAGUUUAUUUUCAUCAAAUCAAUCUAGUUUAAAUGAUGAUAAAAAUCUUAGAUUAGAAAGAGCUAUUAUUCCUCUUCCAAUGUUUAAAUGGCCUAGAACUAUUCAUUAUGCAGUACGCCCUCCAGUACCAGCAGCUUUAGUUGAUAGAGUUCUUCAAAAUUUAUCAAAAAAAAGGGUACUUUUCAGUUUCGGUAGGGACAAAUUUUAA
Molecule: messenger RNA, 348 nt
Organism: Strongyloides ratti
Lineage: Eukaryota; Metazoa; Nematoda; Chromadorea; Rhabditida; Strongyloididae
Exons: 2
Coding region: 1-348 (115 amino acids)
Source: RefSeq, a predicted model, not a curated record